Molecule: messenger RNA, 2193 nt
Organism: Anolis sagrei ordinatus
Lineage: Eukaryota; Metazoa; Chordata; Lepidosauria; Squamata; Anolidae
Molecular function (GO): protein binding
Source: RefSeq, a predicted model, not a curated record
ACUUGAUCAGGGACUACUUGGGUCCAAUAUGACUAAUGUCGUUCUCUAGGUUUUCCUGAAGGGCUGACAUCCAUCCUCUUUGUGGUCACCAACCUUGGGGUGAUCAACUCAACCAUCUUCAACAGCGCAAGCUUGGCGUCGGUCACCAGCCUCGCCCUGGCAAACAGCGGCAUCACAGAAAUGGAAGCUGGAGCCCUCCACGCUUUCCAAAGCCUCACAAAGCUCAGCCUGUAUCAGAAUAGCCUAACUUACGUGUCGGCUUCAUGGCUUUCCAACCCGGGACGUUUAGAAAACCUCACCAUGGCUGAGAACUUCAUCACUCAAAUUGGACCCAACAUGUUCUCCGGUUUGUCCAACCUCAUUACGCUGAACUUGGCCAACAAUCGGAUCCGUGACAUUGCCAGAGGAAGUUUUAAGGACCUGGCCAAGCUGAAAUUUCUUGACCUCUCCGGCAACCAUUUAACGGCUUUGAGGAGAUCCGUGUUCCAUGGGCUAACAACGUUCCCGACCAUGAAGCUGGGUGGCAAUCCAUGGAAUUGCUCCUGCGAACUUCAAGAUUGGGGAUUAUUCCUUCAAGAGAUGAUCAACGCAUCCCUGCUGGAAGACGCUCCAAACGUUGUGUGCCACUCUCCACUGAGCCUUCGAGGAGUCCAUGUUUGGAACAUCUCAGACAUCAAGUGUUUACCUGAUCGUCUUCCAUCUACCUUUGGAAAUGCUUUCCAUAAAGUGGGAUUGCCAGCUUUGCUAGCCUGCUUAGUGUUUAUUUCCUUUCUUGUGCUGCUGUUUUGGAUCUGGACGGUGAAGCGGGGAAACAAACAAGUCCGACCAAGCAAGGAAGUUGUCGACCUGGCCAUUGGUGCAAAAUCAAUGAAUUGUGUUGAUUCUAUAGCUGAAUGUCAACAAUCUAACAAAAAAUUAAAACCCUCUGAGAUAGGCACAGCUUCCAGAAGUCUGAGGCUCAAAGUCCGGGCCAAGUCUGCAUCUGCCAUUUUGCUGCAAACGGAGUUCUUCCAGAGACGUCAACAGACCUCCUGUGCCACUGACUCCAAAUGGGAUCCCAUGACAACAACACCGUAUGUGUCACUGAAUGACAAAAUGUCGUUUGGAAGGGGCAACUUGGAUAUCUUUAUGGAGGGGCGGGAUUACCAGAUGUUGGAAAAGGGAAACAAAGAGGAAUUUCAGAGCCGCUACAAUGUCGGCUCAUUCCUGACCGAAGUAUGUAUAGAAACACCUGGGAUCAAAGCAGAAGCUACCAACCCAACACUGGAAGGUAAUGGGUUUUCAGGAAAGCUUGAGGAGAACGAUAAUAAAAAUGACACUGAUAACCCAGAGCCCUUCUUAUACUUAAGCAUUGCCACAGCUCCUAAAGAACAAGUUGAUGUCAACCCACCAAAAGACCUGAUUCCAAAACCGGAUGGAAACCACUCCGCCGUCUUGAAGCGAACAUUGACCUGGCCUUACGAAAGGAAGUUUUGGGACCAGAAGUCCAAUAUGUUAAACGUUAGAGAAUCCUUCAGAGCACAGCUCUUCAUACCUUCUCCUCACUCGAGUGAGACACCAAUUUCUGGUGAAAUAGAAGGUCAUGAAGCGUGGCUACCAAUCCAUCCCUGGAAAGAGCAUGUCAACGGCAAACAUCAAGUCAAGGGAGAGGCCAAAGAAGGACAGCUUCCACAUGAAAGACAACCAAAGGCAGAAGAAGCUUUUGGAGAGACAAUCAAGCUUGGAACGUAUGAUCCUACCCAACCAAGGAAGGAUGAUCAAAGAGAUUGUGGUGGAUCUGAGCUGGAACCAACCAACCAGUUAGAGUCUCUCAUUCAGAAAGAAUCAGAGGUAGCAGUUAGAGGACUUGCACAUUCCUCACAGUCUAGAGUCAACACAACCAAUAUCAAGAAUGCCCACUUUCCCAAGCCAAUGUCUUCUCAGUCCAGAGCUUGCCAUGCUGUCCGUCCAUCUCCAGGCUCAUCGGUUGAUGCUGCUACUGCAAGUUCUUCCUACGAUGACGCAGCCUCACUGGAAAGCAAUGAAAACAACUACAUGAACCUGCUGCAUGAAGUUGUGGAGAACCGUGGGAGAUGGACCAGAGAACGGUGGAAACAGAAUCGACGGAUGCACUCAGUUCACCAGUCUGUAUCCAAAUCCAAGUAGACCACCAUGUUGGAUUCCAGCAGAAUGCUUCAAGAAGCAAUGUGUGUA